Molecule: messenger RNA, 2228 nt
Organism: Anopheles nili
Lineage: Eukaryota; Metazoa; Arthropoda; Insecta; Diptera; Culicidae
Gene: sav
Product: scaffold protein salvador
Exons: 5
Coding region: 1-2028 (675 amino acids)
Biological process (GO): apoptotic process; hippo signaling; regulation of cell population proliferation
Molecular function (GO): molecular adaptor activity; protein binding
Source: RefSeq, a predicted model, not a curated record
AUGCUCUCCAGAAAAAGUAAGGAUAAAUCCAUAAAAGAAGGAGUGGUAGGAAAAUACGUGAAAAAAGAUACUCCACCAGAAAUUCCAAUUAUUAAUGUAUGGACCGCCGAGCAGAACAAAAGCAAACUUGCGAAGGCAAGACGAAGCUCUCAACAAGUGGUUGCUAACGUUGGUCAACCACCAGGAUUACCGCUGACGGCGAAUAGCAGUAACAUUCAAAAUAUGCAAAAGUUUGGCAACUCCAAAGUUUUGGCGAAAGUAGGUGGACUCGGUCAUGAAGGAAAGUAUACGCCCAGCAGUAAUAUACCAAACUUGACGCAUAAGUUUAACAAUGUUAAUCCAAAUGAUCCAUCAAGUGGUCCUGCUUCGAUGAAUGGAAAUUCAAAGCAGCUGUCGUUAAUGAUAGUUAAAAAUACCACGCCCACUAUGGGCAUAGCAGUGCAGAUGAACGAUGCCAGAAACAACAAUAGUCACGGGAAUUAUGUCGAUAUUGAUACAAUUGAUCAAAUUUUGAUGCAGCAAAACGGAAACAUGUAUCGACUACAGCAGCAGCAAAAACAUAAUUUGUUUCAACAAAGGGAACUAGAACAAGAACAUUUGCAGCUACAUCAUCGACAACACCAUGCUCUCCAUGAUCUUCCACAUCAGCAGCAUCCGCAAGUUCAUUAUCAAAAACAACAGCAAAGCAAAGAUCAGCAGGAACUGCAAGAAAAUCACGAGCUCUCGGAGCAACAAGACCAGCUGGAACAGCAACAACAACAGCAAGAGCAACAGCAUCAACAGAAGCAGCAACUUCACCAGGAAUCGAUAUCAUCGCAUAAUCAUCAGCGAUACAUCUCGAAUUUUGAGCGAACACUGUCCUAUAAUCAGCAGCAUCACAAUAGCAAUUUUCGUAAUGGAUUCGAAGGAUAUGGAAAUCUUCUGUGCAAUGGAAACCCGAUAGCCACAUCUGGAGUAUCUGGUAAUGGUUCUACGAACGAUCAAACGAUGUUUAUGCGUCACUAUUCAACGCGACAGACUCCUCAACCGCAACCACCAACCCAACAACUGGCAAAUAAUCCACAAAAACAGACUGUAAACCUUUCAGAUAGCCAGCAACAGGAUCAUCUUUAUCCGAUCUAUGAAAAUCAAUCACAGCUAAUUGCUCGUCCGGAAUCCCCGAUUUACAGCAACACAAAUUCUGGAACCAUUUAUCAGAACUAUAACAGCAACAACUCUUCCCAUCAGUCGCUUUAUUCCAAUGUUUGUAUUGGCGGACAGUCAGCGGGUGAAACUGGUGGUUCGAAUAGCCCGGGUUUGCAACAUUCGCAAGCAAUGCAAGUGUCGACUCAACAGCCGCUAUAUUCGAACAUGAUAAUCGGUAGCAGCAAAGGUAAUGGCGUGUCAUAUGGAGAAGUUCUGUUACGCAACGCUCGGCAUGGGACUGGAAACACUAUAGCAACUCAGCGUGGCAUAACCCAAGGUUCAUCUGGUCAGCAAGCCGAUGGAGAUAGUGGUGAUGAAGAACUAAUGCUUCCACCUGGUUGGUCUGUUGAUUAUACGUUAAGGGGAAGAAAGUAUUAUAUUGACCAUAACACAAAAACGACCCACUGGGCGCACCCUCUAGACAGAAAGGCAUUGCCUACAGGUUGGCAAAGAAUAGAAUCAGCUAGAUAUGGGACGUAUUUUAACUAUAUAACUGGGCAACCCGAGCAAACACUACCAUAUCUAGCCUCAUGCUAUUUAACACAAGUUCCAACGGUAGAGAUUGCGCGACCGAUUAUGCCCCAUUUUUCGCGCCACAGUGCCUUAGUACCAGCGAAUCCCUACAACACCGAAAAGGUCCCAGAAUGGUUGUUUCUGUACGCAAAAUCCUCAUCGGAAAAAGAUCAUAUUAUUAAGUGGGAUAUGUUUCAACUACAACAGUUAGAAGAUUUCCUAGGUAUGAUGAAAAAGUUAUACCGGCAAGAAUGUAAUAUUAUCGUUGCAAAGUACGAAGUGAUAAGGAUACAAAUUCACUCUCGAAUGCAAGAGCUUCGUCGGAUGUAAUCAAAUAGGUUGGAGCCUGUGUAUGCCUAAACAUUGUGAUAUGAAACAGUUCCUUCGUCGAAGAUUUACAUGAACUAAGGCAUUAUCAUUUCUAUCUUUCAUCUAGAGAAACUCAGGUACCGAAUCAUCACAAGACUCCUUCAAGUUCACUGACUUCGUUCGGCCGGGUCAGUGUCUUGAAAACCGAUCUUCCUUUAGUA